Messenger RNA from Dibothriocephalus latus, 669 nucleotides. Lineage: Eukaryota; Metazoa; Platyhelminthes; Cestoda; Diphyllobothriidea; Diphyllobothriidae. The record is from the annotation of a GenBank genome assembly.
UACGGCGACGACGGCGACCAACCGAUGUACGCGGACGAGGCGCCCAGUGAACGACGUCUGUCGGCCGAGAGCAUUGACAGUCUGCCGGAGGAGGAGGCAAAGGGCUAUCGCACGGAUAUUGCGAACUUUGUGGGAAAUAUUAUUAACCCCAAAAAUGUUGAUCCGGACAACACUGCCGAUCAGAAAUUCAGAGGUUACAUCACUACCGAGAACCUCAAGGAGGUUCCUGGGAAUGUUCUCCGUCGCCUCGUCAAGUACAGUGGACUGGUCUUGGAGCAGUGCAACGGCAGCGAUGACUUCACCCCAGCCAGUAGCCUCUUGAAUUCGGCAUUUCGCCUCUUUCAACAAGAGGUGGCUCCGAACGGCCGGGUGACUCAGACCUUCAUGUACGCGGGUCUUCGGGAUCAACAGAUCUGGCAGUCCACACGCUUCUGGAAUGCCGCUGUUUUCAUUGCCCUACAACAGGAGCGGUCUGCUCAAGCCUCGGCACUGACUGGUACCGAAAAUGAUCUGGAGUUGGAGAGGGAGCUUUUCGACGGUCUUGCAUUCAGCCAGUUAAGCAAAUUCGCCUGGCGCAUCUACUCCCUUGGGGUAAACAAAGAGGCCUGUUUGGAUUUCCUCCGAAGACAAGCCGAGGAUGCCACAUUGUCUAAAGGUACACUCAUUUGA